Phalacrocorax carbo (great cormorant) is the source of this 1004-nucleotide messenger RNA. The record is from RefSeq and is a predicted model, not a curated record. NCBI's taxonomy places the organism in Eukaryota, Metazoa, Chordata, Aves, Suliformes, Phalacrocoracidae.
GAUAUGGGGGUGCCGUGGGGCUGCGGUUGGGGUUGGAUAUGGGGGUGCCGUGGGGCAGGGUUGGAGGACGGAUAUGGGGGUGCUGUGGGGCUGCGGUUGGGGGGCGGAAGCGGCGCCGUGGGGCUGUGGUUUUGUGGGGGGCCGAGCCGCUCCCUUCCUGCCGGGCUCAACUUCUGCAGUCGGGGCGGCAGCGCCAUGGGGCCCCAUGUCCUCGUCCUCGGCUUUUGGGUGCUGGGGCUGUGUGGGGCCACGGACCGACAGCCCCAGCUGCAGCUGCAGGACGGGCCGUGGGCGCGGGUGGGGGACACGCUGCACCUCCACUGCUCGGGGCCGGGACCCCACUUCCAGCUGCUGCACGGGAACGGCUCCAGCCCGGUGAAAACCAUCACCUCCCACGGCGGCUUCGCCACCUUCCGCCUCCCCGUGGCCGCGCCCCACGACGGGGGGCUCUACACCUGCCGCUGCUGGGACCCCCCCGGCCCCCCCAGCGAGCCCGUCGAGGUGCUGGUCAUCGACCCCAACCUGGCGCCCCCCAAGCUCUCGCUGCCGCAGCCGCUGCCGCAGCCGCUGCCGCGGGGCUCCAACGUCUCGGUGGUCUGCGAGGGCCCCCCCGGGGCCGGCACCGUCCGCCUGUACCGGGAGGGGGGGCGGGCGGCCGUGAGGCGGCGCUGGGGGGCGCUGGGGGGCGCCGUGCCCCUCCCCCUCGGCCCCCUCCUCCCCUCCGACCAGGGCACCUACGUCUGCCUCUACAGCCCCGAGGGCGGGGGGGUCUCCAGCCCCAGCCCCCCGCUGCUGCUCCUGGUGGAAGGUGGGGAGAUUGUCCCCGUGGACCCCGACUGGGAGGGCUGCGGUCACUGGAGGCCCACUGCCACCCGCCCCCGCCCCUGAACGCCUGGGGACCCCCCCAAGACGCCUGGGGACCCCCCCAAGAUGCCUGGGGACCCCCCAGAUGCCUGGGGACCCCCCCAAGACACCUGGGGACCCCCCCAAGAUGCCUGGGGACC